AUGAAUGAAACAAAUGAUCGGACCAAAUUUCGUCAACUGGACAAGCUGAUUGUCAAAGCAAAACAAAACUUGAAUCCGGUAAUCACGGAAGUACGGGAUACGACUGCACAAACAAGUAAGCGUGAACAAUCUGAAUUAGAAAGGAUGGCUCGAGAAGAAAUCCUGAGAGAUGCCACGUUAGGUGUUCAUCGUUACGAGAAAAUUGGACCACAGGGUUGGAAAAAGCCAGCUUGUUUAAAAACGAAUAAAAAAUUUCUCGAACGGAUAUUACGUGCAACACAAUCGAAAUGA
Messenger RNA from Acanthocheilonema viteae, 291 nucleotides. The record is from the annotation of a GenBank genome assembly. Lineage: Eukaryota; Metazoa; Nematoda; Chromadorea; Rhabditida; Onchocercidae.